AUGAACAUGGAAAACGACUUGAAGGAAGAACUGAAUAGAAGAAUGAGAGCAGCAUGGGCAGCAUUCGCAGCCGUCAGGGAAGCUACGGACCAACUGACAGACCAAGAUCUUCGUGCCCAUCUUUUCGACUCGACAGUCCUUCCAUCGCUCUGUUACGCAGCGGAGACGUGGGCAGACACCGCGGCCACGUCUAGGAAGCUACUUACUACCCACAGAGCCCUUGAGAGAUGUCUCCUGAAGUUUAACCGGCCCACACAACACCUUGCCGGUCUUCGUAGCUCCGACUUAAGAGGAAUGUCCCGUCUUCGCGACCCAGCGGAAUAUGUAUCGAAAGCAAAACAUAGAUGGGCCGGUCACAUCAUGAGAAGAAUCGACGAUAGAUGGACUAAAAGAACGCUAGAGUGA
Molecule: messenger RNA, 405 nt
Organism: Necator americanus (New World hookworm)
Lineage: Eukaryota; Metazoa; Nematoda; Chromadorea; Rhabditida; Ancylostomatidae
Exons: 1
Coding region: 1-405 (134 amino acids)
Source: RefSeq, a predicted model, not a curated record